UAAGGAACAAUAAUCAUGCGCGCCUUCUUCGUCGCGGUUGUCGCCUUUGCUAUUACCGUGCAGGCUGGCGUCCGUCACGCGGCUGCCCCCGCCCUUCUCGUUGCCCCUGUGGCAAAGGUUGCUCACGCGCCCGUCAUUUCUCACUCCUACACGACCCAAACCGUGCACCACGCCGCCCCCGUGGCAAAGGUGGCUGCCACCUCAGUAGCAAAAGUAGCUGCCGCCCCUGUCCUAGCUGCUCCAGCUCCUAUCCUGGCUGCCCCAACUUCCGUCCUUGCUGCCCCAGCUCCCGUCCUGGCUGCCCCAGCCCCUGUCCUGGCUGCUUCAGCUCCUGUCCUGGCUGCUCCUGCCGUUGCUGCUCCGACAUUCUCAUACGCUCCAGCCUUAUCGUACGCCGCCCCCGUAACAAAGAUCGCUGCUGCCCCAGCCUUAUCGUAUGCCACCCCAGUGGCAAAGGUCCCUGUCGGCCCAGCCUUAUCGUAUGCCACCCCCUUGGCAAAGGUCCCUGCUGCCCCAGCCUUAUCCUAUGCCACCUCCGUGGCAAAGGUCGCUGCUGCCCCAGCCUUAUCGUAUGCCACCCCCGUGGCAAAGGUUGCUGCUGCUGCCCCGGCGGCUCCCCUUGCCUAUGCUGCUGCUGUUACGCCAACCUAUUUCGCUCCUAACCACUAUAAAGCUGUUGCCGCUCCAGCUUUGACUUACGGAGGAUUCCACUAUGGAGCCCCCGUUGAUGCGGUCAAGACCUUGUUUCGUUCUCACGCCUCACAAAUUACAACCACGUACAACGACGACACCACUUUUAUGAGUCUAAUAUGGGCGGCGCAUUCGCGCGAGACGCAACGGUUCGGCACCGCACGAAGAUACUGUAUUUUACCGCCCCGCGCAGAGCUUCAUCUUCGCCGGCAAAGCUCACGCCAGCGGAUCACCUACGAACCCCAGAAAUUGGUAAUGGACCAGCCGUGGCGAGGGGCGCCUGUACAAGCGGACGCCCCAUUGGCUUUAAAAGUCGUCCGACUAACGAAACCCUCAUUGUCUAAUUCGACAAGCUCCAAAACAGCAAUCAUGCUUGCCUUCCUCGUCGUCGCCGCUCUGGCUGGAGCCACCCAUGCUGGCAUCAGUCACGUUGCCGCUCCGAUCGCCGCUCCCGCACUUCUGGCUGCCCCUGUGGCGAAGGUCGCUCACGCUCCUGUUGUUGCUCACUCCUACUCGACCCACACUGUGCACGCCGCCCCCGUAGCAUACGCUGCCCCUAUCACGAAGGUGGCUGCCGCCCCCGUAGCAUACGCGGCACCUAUUACGAAAGUGGCUGCUGCCGCCCCCGUAGCAUACGCUGCUCCUAUUACAAAGGUGGCUGCCGCUCCCGUAUUGGCGGCCCCGGCCAUCGCUAAGGUUGCUGCCCCAGUCCUAGCAGCCCCUGCGUUGGCUGCUCCUGCGUUUGCUUCUCCAGCUCUGACUGCCCCGGCUCUCACGUACGCCGCCCCUGUGGCAAAAGUCGCUGCUCCCGCACUGAGUUAUGCCCGCGCCGCUCCUCUUGCCUAUGCAGCUGCCCCUGCUUACUUCGCUCAUGGUCAUUAUGGAGCAGUUGCCGCUCCUGCUCUCGGUUACGGCGGAUUCCACUACGCAGCUCCCGCACUUGCCACUAAGGCCCUCCUGUAAAUUUCGUUUUCCAUUCGAGUCAAUGAGGGAGAACUGCAUUAUAGAUUAUAAUUGAACUGAAUAGGGAAACAAAAUCGUGAUAAAUAGUACAUACGACUGUAGACGUAUACAAUAAAGCAGUAUCGUAUUGGCUAUAGAAAUCGUA
Molecule: messenger RNA, 1798 nt
Organism: Varroa destructor (honeybee mite)
Lineage: Eukaryota; Metazoa; Arthropoda; Arachnida; Mesostigmata; Varroidae
Source: RefSeq, a predicted model, not a curated record